AUGGCAGCCCCCCAAGUCAUUGUGGUCGGCGGUGGUCUGUCUGGCCUUAGUGCUGCCCACACCGUAUACUUGAACGGUGGCAAUGUCGUCGUUCUCGACAAACAAGCUUUCUUCGGUGGCAACUCUACCAAGGCUACAUCCGGUAUUAACGGUGCGCUUACCCGCACUCAGACCGACCUCGGCAUUCAAGACAGUGUUAAGCAAUUUUACGACGACACACUCAAGUCCGCCCGUGACAAGGCUCGUCCUGACCUAAUCAAGGUCCUCACCUAUAAGUCUGCUGCCGCUGUCGAGUGGCUGCAGGAUGUCUUCAACCUCGAUCUCACUCUCGUCUCUCGACUGGGUGGCCACACCCAGCCCCGUACUCACCGUGGCCAUGAUGCCAAGUUCCCUGGUAUGGCUAUCACAUAUGCUCUCAUGCAACGCCUGGAGGAGCUCGCCGAUUCCGAGCCUGGCCGUGUCCAGAUCAUUAAGAAGGCCCACGUUACCAAGGUUAACAAGUCUGGUAACCACGUGAGCGGUGUUACAUACACUGUUAAUGGUGAGCCCAAGACUGUUGACGGUAUUGUCGUUCUGGCUACUGGUGGUUACGCUGCCGACUUCAGCGACUCUUCGCUGCUCAAGCAGCACCGCCCCGAUACAUUUGGUCUCUCCUCCACCAACGGUACUCACGCCACUGGUGAUGGUCAGAAGAUGCUGAUGGAGAUUGGUGCCAACGGUAUCGAUAUGGAUAAGGUCCAGGUUCACCCUACUGGUCUGGUUGACCCCAAGGAUCCCCAGGCUAAGUUCAAGUUCCUGGCUGCUGAGGCUCUACGUGGUGAGGGUGGUCUGCUGCUGAACUCAGAUGGUGAUCGUUUCUCCGAUGAGCUGGGUCACCGUGACUACGUCUCUGGUCAGAUGUGGAAGGAGAAGGAGAAGGGCAAAUGGCCCAUCCGCCUGGUGCUGAACAGCAAGGCUUCUAAGGUUCUGGACUUCCACACUCGCCACUAUUCUGGCCGUGGUCUUAUGAAGAAGAUGUCCGGUAAGGAGCUGGCUAAGGAGAUUGGUUGCGGUGAUGCUGCUCUGCAGAAGACCUUCGAUGACUACAACCUCAUUGCCGAUGGCAAGAAGAAGGAUCCCUGGAACAAGAAGUUCUUCCACAAUCUGCCAUUCAGCGUUGAUGAUGAGUUCCACGUUGCUGUGAUGGAGCCCGUUCUCCACUUCACCAUGGGUGGUAUCGAGAUCAACGAGCACGCUCAGGUCCUCAACGCCGAGAAGGAGCCUUUCGAGGGUCUCUACGCCUGUGGUGAAUUGGCCGGUGGUGUCCACGGUGCUAACCGUCUGGGUGGUUCUUCCCUUCUGGGCUGUGUCGUCUACGGCCGUGUGGCCGGUGACUCUGCUUGCCAACACCUCUUCCAGAAACUCCUCAACGGUGGUUCCUCCGCUGCCCAGCAGCGUCUGGGUCAGAUCUCCCUGCACAUUGACCCCUCUACUCCUGGCAAGAUCUCCGUUGAGUGGGCUGGUGCCGCUGCUGGCGGCAACCUGCCUACUAUUGCUGCUGCUCCUGCUGCUGCUGCCGCUGCCCCUGAGGAGACCAAGGCUGCCAAGCCCGAUCCUGCAAACUUCCAAAUUCCAGAGAAGGAGUACUCUAUGGAGGAGGUUGCUAAGCACAACACAAAGGAAGACCUUUGGAUCGUUGUGAAGGGUGUCGUCCUUGAUGUGACCAAUUGGCUUGACGAGCACCCCGGCGGUGCUAACGCUCUGUUCAACUUCAUGGGCCGUGAUGCCACUGAGGAAUUUGCCAUGCUCCACGACGACGAGGUCAUCCCCAAGUACGCCGGUCACAUCGUCAUCGGUCGUGUUAAGGGACAGACUCCUAGCUUGGAGCUGUAA
Molecule: messenger RNA, 1872 nt
Organism: Penicillium angulare
Lineage: Eukaryota; Fungi; Ascomycota; Eurotiomycetes; Eurotiales; Aspergillaceae
Gene: osm1
Product: putative fumarate reductase Osm1
Exons: 4
Coding region: 1-1872 (623 amino acids)
Molecular function (GO): oxidoreductase activity; FMN binding
Source: RefSeq, a predicted model, not a curated record